CCAUCUCCUCUCUGACUCUGUCUAUCUUCCAGCAGCAAUCUCCAUUGAAAAAAAUCAAAAUAAAAAUGAAAUACAAUAAACAAAUUAUCUCAAUUAAACGAUUUGAGACUCUUCCAUAAAAUAAAUCAGAAGUUCAUUUACAUAUGCAUCAACAAAACUAUGAAACCCUAGAAAUCAAAAUUAAGAUCACUUCGCUUCUACCUCUUGAUUAUUCCGUUUGUAGCAAAAAUGGUUCUUCAGAAACUGAAUAGAUGAAGAUGAAAAGAGAUGAUUCCUGGAGCUUGCCUAAUUUACAAUCUCAUAAAUUAGUGUGAUUUGAUGAUUUUAUCAUCUUCUCUUUUAUUGCUGAUUUUAGGGUUUAUUUUUCCCCUUAGUUAACAAGUAUGUGAAAGUAACUGAAUUAAAGGAAGUAUGUUAAAAUAUGGAGAUUUGUUUAUCUCUCGUGGAAGAACAGGUUGGGAAUUUUUUCAUGGAAAAAAAAACACGAGAAGACAAGAACGUACAAUAUGGGUCUGUUUAAUCCGGAUAACUGACAAAAUGUAUGGAUAAUCUGAACCGUUGUUACAUCUCCAUCUAACGGCCAAGAUGGGCCUGUUAAAUCCUGUAAAAACAGGCCCUGUCAACGGAUCGCUCCUCAUCUUCAUCAUCUUUGUUUAGAGAGAUAAACCUUCAGAGAGACAGUAAAGAACGUUAUGUUGCCGCCAUUUUUACAUGGCCACAAAAACCGCUCUCCCCUCUUUUCUUCUCCUUUGUCUUCCAAACAAACCCUAUCGGAACCACCGCCACCGCCACCAAUCUCUUCUUCUUCCACCAUCCACCACCACAACAACGGUUUCAGUACUUUCUCCUGCUCGACCCAAACCCUCAAACCCACUCACUUAUUCAAUUCCCUUAAACCCUAAUCCUCAUCCUCAGAUUCAUCCUACUUACCCUUCACAAACUGUAAGCAAUCUUAACUCAGAUACUGACAAUCUUGAUUCUUUCUCUGAUAAUUAUCACCAUUUACUUCGGCUUUCCAUUCAUCACCAUGAUUACAGCCUUGCUAGAGCUAUUCAUGCUUCAAUUCUCAAACUUCAGGAAGAAAUUGAUUUACUCAACACUCUUAUUGUUGUUUAUGUCAAACUUGGAAAACUUACUGAUGCCCGGAAUUUGUUUUCUUCCUUAUCCUCUCCUAAUGUUGUCUCUUAUACUUCCUUGAUUUCUGCUUAUGCUAACUCGAAUCGAGAAAAAGAAGCUAUCCGUCUGUUUUUUGCCAUGAGAAGUUCUGGCAUUCAGCCCAAUUCGUUCUCUUUUGUUGCAAUUUUGACUGCUUGUGUUAGAAUUUUGAAUUCUAAAUUAGGUUUUCAAGUCCAUUCGUUAAUUAUAAAAAUGGGUUAUUGUUCAUAUGUCUAUGUAUCAAAUGCACUUAUGAGUGGGUAUUUGAAAUGGGGUUCUGUGAAUUCUGCUAUUCAAGUGUUUGAUGAAUUACCCCAACGAGAUUUGGCGUCCUGGAAUACUGUCAUAGCUGGUUUGGUUAAGGAUUCACAAUAUCAGAAGGCGUUUGAAAGGUUUCGCGACUUACAGAAAAGUGAUAGAUUUUGUGUUGAUCAUUUUACUAUUUCGAGUUUACUUACUGCGUCCAAGGAAUCGUAUGGUUUAAGGGAAGGACAAGAGAUUCACGCUCAUGCUAUUAAGACUGGGUUUGCAUCUAAUGUUAGUGUGAAUAAUGCUCUCAUUGGGUUUUAUACUAAUUGUGGUAGUGCGAAAGAUGUGACUUCUGUUUUCAAGAAGAUGCCUGUUAGAGAUGUUAUAAGUUGGACGGGAAUGGUUACAGGAUGUAUGGAAUUUGGAUUGGUUGAAUCAGCAAUGAAGGUUUUCAAUCGGAUGCCGACUAGGAACUGUAUUUCUUAUAAUGCGCUUUUAGCCGGGUUUUGCAAGAAUGGAGAAGGCUUGAGGGCUUUGGAGAUGUUUCGAGGAAUGUUGGAGAACUCCAUGGAGGUAUCAGAUUUCACUUUGAGUAGUAUAAUAACGGCCUGUUCUGUGAUUACUGAUGUGAAGGUCAGCAAACAGAUUCACGGGUUUGUUGUUAAAUGUGGCUGUGGGUCGAAUAAUGCUUGGAUUGAAGCUGCGUUGAUCGAUAUGUGUAUGAAGUGUGGAAGAACGAGUGAUGCUCAGAAAUUGUUCACCAAGUGGUUGUGUAAGCAUAACGAGUCGAUGGUUUGGACGUCGAUGAUUUGUGGGUAUGCUCGAAACGGACAGCAUAAUGAGGCAAUGUCCCUUUUCUGCGAGAUGCAAGCUGAUGGAGGAGUGAGGGUGGAUGAAGUAGCAUCUACUGCCGCUCUUACUGUCUGUGGAAGUUUAGGGUCCUAUGAUAUGGGGAAACAGAUCCACUGUUAUGCUCUUAAGUCUGGUUUUCAGUAUGAUUUACAUGUAGGGAAUGCUACUGUUGCUAUGUACUUCAAGUGUGGAAACAUGGAAGACGCGGUUAAGUUUUUCGAUCUGAUGCCAAAACAUGAUAUAGUUUCAUGGAACGGUUUGAUCAGCGGACAUGUUCUUCACAGGAAUGGAGACAAGGCAUUAUAUGUGUGGUCGAAUAUGGAGGAAAUGGGUAUAAAGCCAGACUCCCUCACAUUUAUGUUACUUAUUUCGGCUUUUAAAUAUACGAACUCAAACCUGUUAGAUCGUUGUCGGGAGUUGUUUAUGUCCAUGCAAAAUCUGUAUGGAAUAGAACCAACUUCUGAACAUUAUGCAUCUAUGAUCAGUGUAUUGGGUUACUGGGAUUGCUUUGAUGAGGCAGAAGAAAUGAUCAAUACCAUGAAUAUUGAAUCUGAUGCUUUGGUAUGGCGUGCAUUACUCGACAGUUGUAGAUUGCGAUCAAAUGCAAACCUUGGAAGAUUGGCUGCAAAACAUCUUCUUGCUAUCGAGCCAAAAGAUCCUGCUUCAUUCAUACUUGUUUCUAAUCUUUAUUCGGCUUCUGGGAGAUGGCAUUGCUCUGAGAAGAUUAGAGAGGAGAUGAGACUGAAAGGGUUGAAAAAGAACCCAGCUCAAAGUUGGGUCAUUCAUCAAAACAAAAUCCAUACAUUUUUCACAAGAGAUAAAUCUCAUCCAAGCACAAAAGAUAUCUACAGCGGAUUGGACAUACUCAUCUUAGAAUCCAUAAAAGCUGGAUACGUCCCUGACACAAGCUUCGUCCUUCACGAAGUAGAGGAACAUCAGAAGAAAGAGUUCCUGUUCUAUCACAGUGCAAAGCUUGCUGCCACAUAUGGACUCCUGACGACGAAAGUGGGAAAACCAAUUAGAGUUGUGAAGAACAUUCAUCUGUGUGGAGAUUGUCAUAUGUUUUUCAAGCAUGUUUCGUCUAUAACCAAACGAGAGAUUUAUCUCAGAGAUGUUUCGGGUUCUCAUCGUUUUAAAAAUGGUGAAUGCUCUUGCAGAGAUUACUGGUAACUUAAAUUUCAAAUUAACCUUUUGGUGGAACCCAUCUUUUUGAGACUUUGUAGUAAUGAGUAUAUAUGUUGUAAUGUAAAUUCUCAGUUACGAAA
Messenger RNA from Papaver somniferum (opium poppy), 3521 nucleotides. RefSeq names its product pentatricopeptide repeat-containing protein At5g03800-like. Gene Ontology annotation, biological process: RNA modification. Gene Ontology annotation, molecular function: RNA binding; zinc ion binding; protein binding. The coding region runs from base 712 to 3426 and encodes 904 amino acids. NCBI's taxonomy places the organism in Eukaryota, Viridiplantae, Streptophyta, Magnoliopsida, Ranunculales, Papaveraceae. The transcript has a single exon. The record is from RefSeq and is a predicted model, not a curated record.